CUUGGGCUGCGGAGCUCGGCCACCGCCUGAGGCAGGCGCACCCCACCCCCAUCCCCGCCCGGCUGUGCCGCCCGCGGCUCCCCGCUGGCAGCCCCGGGGCCGGCCGUGCCGCUCGCAGGCCCACGGGGGAGGAAGGGCCGCGGCGGCUCCUGCCCCAGGAUCAGCGGCCGCCGGCCAAGGUGGGUGGGCGCACCCCGUCCGGGACGGCGGGCGGCAGCUCCCGGCCGAUCGCUCCUGCGGGCCGGGGCCUGCCCACCCCCUCUGGCCGAGCGGCGGCGGCGAGGCGCGGCGAGGAGGGGCGUGCGGCGGGGCGGCCAGCGCAUGGCGGCCCUCGGCAUCGCCCGCUGCCGCUGACCGCGCCGCCGCGGCUCGCCGAGGCCUUCCUGGCUCUCUGAAGGCUGAACUUGUUGGAUCUACCGGGUACUCCUGGAAAAAACUUCGGCCAGGAAAUAACAGGCUUAAAGCGCGGCCACUUUCCUCAGCGCUUUUCGACCGCCUGGAUACUUACUGCACCUGGAGAUCAGUCAUUCCACGUUAGAAUGUCUACGCUGACCUUCCAUUAGGUUGCAGUUCAUCUCAAGAAGUAGGAAGAGGACAGAAAAGAAACGUGGCUUGUUCUAGCAUUGACGGGUACUUCAGAAUCACUUUCUUCUCACAGAAAAUGAAGCUUCUGAAUGGGAUCUCUGGUCUUACAGAAGACCUUAGGUGGUCCUGUCCACAGAAAGAAAUUGCUGCGGCAUGCGUGCUGUGAGAAUGGAUUUGGAAAUACAGAUUGCAGAUGAGUGAAAAUGGUGAGCAGAGAGCCACAUCACAUAUUCUGUAGCUGAAGGAAUUCUGAAGCUGGGCUUUUUCAGUCACCUUUAAGAUUGCCUUCUUAUGGUGGCAGUGCAUGGUGUUUGAAAUGGAUAUGAUGGAGCUCCUAGAGGAAGAUCUCACCUGUCCCAUUUGCUGUAGCCUGUUUGAUGAUCCUCGUGUCCUGCCCUGUUCACACAAUUUCUGCAGAAAGUGUCUGGAAGGAAUUCUUGAGGGAAAUGUGAGGAAUGUCCUUUGGAGACCAUCCCCUUUCAAGUGCCCCACGUGCAGGAAGGAAACUCCUGUUACUGGAGUCAACAGCUUGCAAGUCAACUAUUCCCUGAAAGGUAUCGUGGAGAAGUACAACAAAAUCAAAGUAACUCCAAAAAUGCCUGUGUGCAAAGUGCACAGCGGGCAACCCCUUAACAUUUUUUGCCGGACAGACAUGCAGCUGAUCUGCGGGGUUUGUGCCACCCGUGGUGACCAUACAAAGCAUCUUUUCUGUUCUAUUGAAGAAGCUUAUUCCCAGGAGAAGCGGGCUUUUGAAACCCUGUUUCAGGGCUUUGAAACUUGGCGUUGUGGAGAUGCCCUCUCACGGCUGGAUACCUUAGAAACCAGUAAGAGGAAAGCUUUGCAGAUGCUGACCAAAGAUUCUGACAAAGUGAAGGAGUUCUUUGAGAAGCUGCAGCACACACUGGAGCAGAAGCGAAAUGAGAUUCUCUCUGACUUUGAGACCAUGAAGCUUGCAGUGAUGCAGGCCUACGAUCCGGAAAUCAAUAAACUGAACACAAUUCUGCAAGAGCAACGGAUGGCUUUUAACAUUGCAGAGGCCUUCAAAGAUGUGUCUGAACCCAUUAUAUUUCUGCAACAGAUGCAGGAGUUCAGGGAAAAAAUCAAGGUGCUCAAAGAAACUCCUUUACCUUGUUCCAGUGUGGACAUCACCCCUACAAUGAAGAGCUUUGAUACCAGCCAGUGGAAUGGAAUAAAACUAGUUGAUGUGGACAAACUUUCCUUGCCUCAGGAAAACAACACUCUUAAAUUCAAGAUUCCCUCAGUCUUUUCACGAAGAUUUAUAGUGAACUCUCUUAUUUGCUUGCUUAUUCUUGCUGUCACCAGAAUGUCCUUUGUGGAGUCAGUCGUUGACAAUCUACAGUGCUGGAAGUCUCAGUUCCUUACAAUUAGCUUGUCCUACUUGGCAGAUACAGUGGAGAUAGCAGAUCAUGCAGUCUUCUACUGGGAACAGAUGACAGAUGGAGCUUCACUUCUAAGAGAAAAGUGUAAGAACUAUACAUUGGUUGUACUGGAUAAUGUUGCACAGUUUGUGUGCAAAUAUAAACUGUUGUGAAGUCCCUGCUGAAAUAAAAGAACUAAGAGAGAUCUGGUGAAGAAGACAUAGAACUUUUAAAAAUUAAUUUUUUUUUAAGACUUCCAGUGAAAAACAUUCAGAGAUUCAAAGUGUUUCCAAAACAUUUAUACUGUUCCUAUAGUUUGAGCGCUGAUAAACUGGAAGAUGAAGUGGAGCUUUGAAAAUCA
This is a messenger RNA of Falco peregrinus (peregrine falcon), 2325 nucleotides long. It is a transcript of the gene TRIM13, whose product is annotated as tripartite motif containing 13. The transcript has 6 exons. The record is from RefSeq and is a predicted model, not a curated record. Gene Ontology annotation, biological process: positive regulation of macroautophagy; innate immune response; positive regulation of canonical NF-kappaB signal transduction. Lineage: Eukaryota; Metazoa; Chordata; Aves; Falconiformes; Falconidae. The coding region runs from base 890 to 2137 and encodes 415 amino acids. Gene Ontology annotation, molecular function: zinc ion binding.